AUGCCUGCCAUCCGUCAUGCUUCUAAGCGGAAGCCCCCGCCUGAAGGCUUCAGCGACAUCGAGGAGGACCUGCUCAUCUUUUCCAACAAGAUGAAGGACGCGCAAAACAAGACCGCUCCCUCGGGGCCCAAGCACCAGUCGCAGUGGGAGGUGUUCCAGAUCUCUCACCAGAGGAGCCGGUACAUCUACGACCUAUACUACGAAAAGGAGGCCAUCAGUAAGCAGCUGUAUGACUGGCUACUAAAGAAUGGCUACGCCGACGCCAUGCUCAUUGCUAAGUGGAAGAAGCAAGGGUAUGAAAAGCUAUGCUGCCUACGAUGUAUCCAGACAAAAGAGACCAAUUUCAAUAGCACGUGCGUCUGCCGAGUUCCUCGAGCCGAGAUGAAGGAAGACCGGGAUAUACAAUGCGUCAGCUGUGGAUGUAGAGGAUGUGCCUCGACGGACUAG
Molecule: messenger RNA, 447 nt
Organism: Geosmithia morbida
Lineage: Eukaryota; Fungi; Ascomycota; Sordariomycetes; Hypocreales; Bionectriaceae
Product: bud site selection protein 31
Exons: 2
Coding region: 1-447 (148 amino acids)
Biological process (GO): mRNA splicing, via spliceosome
Cellular component (GO): nucleus; spliceosomal complex
Source: RefSeq, a predicted model, not a curated record